Molecule: messenger RNA, 390 nt
Organism: Momordica charantia (bitter melon)
Lineage: Eukaryota; Viridiplantae; Streptophyta; Magnoliopsida; Cucurbitales; Cucurbitaceae
Source: RefSeq, a predicted model, not a curated record
AUGCCGACUUAUGUGCGCUUCCUUAAGGACAUUCUCACAAAGAAAAGAAAGCUGGGAGAUUAUGAAACUGUGGCAAUGACUAAGGCCUACAACGUUAUACUCACGAGUAAAAUACCUACAAAUAUGAAGGAUCCUAGAAGCUUCACCAUACCAGUGUUUAUAGGAGCGCAAAAGAUAGGGCUUGCACUGUAUAAGGAGGUUCCUAUCAUUCUAGGAAGACCAUUCUUUUCAACUGGAAGAGCACUCGUGGAUGUCCACAAAGGAGAAUUGACGAUGCACAUGCAAGAUCAAGAAAUGAAGUUCUCAGUGCAUGAUUACAUGAAGUUUCCUGCUGAAUCAGAAGAAUGCACAGUGUUGAAGAUUUUAGAUGAAGCUUUAAUGGAGGAAUAA